UCUUUUGUCAUGAUGUGGAAAUAUUGCAUGGCAAGGCUACGCUGCCUUAUGUUAGCCGUAUGGCUAGUGGAGAUGGAUGAAAUCUGUGAUAUUGUAAAGUGGAUUUAAUUAUCGGUGUUCAAAACGUUGGGCUACUAACAAGUACAACUAACUUUGAUGACAUUAGCUUAACUUAAUAGCUUGUGCUUGUGGCAUCUGUUGGGCAUGUGGUAGGUUUGCAUCCUGUACAAACAUCACUUCACAACAAUAGCUCUAAUUCAUUAUCUCUUCAGGCUGUCCGACCCAGUUAGCCAGUUCAGGAGAUGGUUUUAUACACUGGGAGUGACAACAAUGAUGCGAUGCACGCAGAACAGUAAUGGACAUGUUCACUAACAAGUCAGUUUAUGCCAGUGGCAUAUUGCCAUGCAAAUAAAUAGCAUAACUUUGAUUUAUUUUUCCACUGCCUCUGGCGAAAGUCGAUUGACCUCUCUCCAAUGCCAAACAUUGUAUCUCUUGAACGCCAAUGUUUGUAAUGAUUCUAUUUAGGAACUAACCAGACAUGUUGCAACAUUUACAUUCACAUUCUAGUCUUAUAUGUUACUUUUGUUGCAUGGCUGACUACCGGUCUGAUGUAUUGAAAUCCAAAGUUGUGCACUGUGGAAUAGGGGAUCUUGCAACCUGUUGUGGUGUUUUGGUUUUGAGGAUUUUAGUUUAUUUGAUGCAUGGUGUAGGCCUUUAUGGGAAUCCAACGCUGCCAAUAAACAUGUUUGUCGCUUUUGCAUUUUUGCAUUGUUUUUUCAAAUGUACAUUCGAAAAAACCUGUCCCUUGGUCACUGUCUUUUUCAGCCUGCUAACUGACCUAAAUCAAUUCUUUUUCUACAUGAGUAAUGAUUCUGCAUCGCAGCUAUGGAAAAUGCGGAUCAUGCGCCCUGAAAGACGGGAAUGGAAAUAGAGAAACAUUGGCCCGUGUGUGCUGUGCCUUUGCUUGGUGUUUUUGCUAAAUGGAGCAAGCAUUCUCCAGCAGAAAUGACUCGAUAUAUCGGUCUGUUUGACGUGAUGUAGACACUGAAUAGCCUCUAUGCUGCUCUUUGCCGACAGAACAGACCACCGCGUAGCCUAAUAGGCCUACCUGUUACCCGGGUAUGGAGACCCGAAAAAAGGGUGAAAAACUCGAAUAGGUUACGAAAUGCUUUGGGAGAGAAGAGCGAAACGCCCCCACUAGUAUAAUAACCACAUUUUGGGGCUACCCAUCCAGGCCGUGUGCGACUGUAAUCAAAUAAGCGCAUCAGAUAGAUUAUAUAGAGUGGCUUCCCGGUGCAGCCCGCUAGAAUCUCUUUUUUCAUCCUCGCUCCGCGAGGGACCACCAUAUGGCAUUCCGCUCACAUCCUCAUCGGUCCGGACUAUGGUAACGAAUAGAGAGGGAACAGAGGAGACGUGGGAGGAGGAGAAACCGCGCAGGAGGAGUGGUCGCUUUUGAGUUGUAGAGGGAACUAAUUGGUUUAACCGUUCUGCGAAGGGCUGGCAUGGAGGAAAUCGGUAAAAGCAGAAAAUUCUCAUAAAUCAGCCGCCAGGUGCUAGAUGGUGGAUGCGAAGGCCAUGAGGCGUGCUGAGCCGGUCCUGCCAGUGCCAGUAGCUGUGCCAGUGCCAGUGCCAGAAUGAGUCUCGCCGUGGACGCCGGUGGCAACGGCAACGGGCCAGCAGCUCGGCACGAUGGCAGACAUUACGUGCUGCAGGUCUACCCGCGGCUGGCCGACGCCUCGGACGACUGCUGCCAUGUCAAGGUCACCAAGGACGCCACGGCCGCCACCGUCAUCCAGGAGGUGUUGGCCACGCUGGGCCUGGACGGCGCCAAGAGCUACGUGCUGGCCGAGGUGAAGGAGUGCGGCGGGGAGGAGUGGAUGCUGGAGGCCACCGAUCUUCCCGUCCACCGGGUGCUGCUGUGGCCCCGCAAGGCCCAGGACCAGCACCCGCAGAGCGAGGGCUUCUUCUUCCUGCUGCAGGAGCGCAACCGCGACGGCACGGUGCGCUACGUGCACCUCACGGCGCUCUCCAAGGAGCGCGAGGCCCAGCGGAUGGUGGCCCGCGGCUUCCUGCCGCCGCCCAGCAAGGACCUGGACGACCUCUGCAACCUGCCCUCGCUCAACGAGGACACCAUCCUGGAGAACCUGCGCAACCGCUUCCGCAAGAAGAAGAUCUACACCUACGCCGGGAGCAUCCUCAUCGCCAUCAACCCCUUCAAGUUCCUGCCCAUCUACAACCCCAAGUAUGUCAAGAUGUAUGAGAACCACCAGCUGGGCAAGCUGGAGCCGCACAUCUUCGCCAUCGCCGACGUCACCUACUACGCCAUGCUGCGCAAGCGCGUCAACCAGUGCAUCGUCAUCUCGGGCGAGAGCGGCUCCGGGAAGACCCAGAGCACCAACUUCCUCAUCCACUGCCUGACGGCGCUCAGCCAGAAGGGCUACGCCAGCGGGGUGGAGAGAACCAUCCUGGGGGCCGGACCUGUGCUUGAGGCAUUCGGCAACGCCAAGACGGCACACAACAACAACUCCAGUCGCUUCGGGAAGUUUAUCCAGGUCAACUAUCUGGAGAAUGGCGUGGUCCGAGGGGCCGUGGUGGAGAAGUAUCUGCUGGAGAAAUCCCGCUUGGUCUCCAGGGAGAAAAACGAGAGGAACUACCAUGUGUUUUACUACCUGCUGGUGGGAGCGUCCGAAGAGGAGCGGAAAGAGUUCAAGUUGCUGCAGCCUGAAGACUACCUCUACCUCAAGCAGCAAAACUUUAUGAUUGAAGAUGAAGAAGACCUCCGACAUGACUUUGAGCGGCUGCAGCAGGCUAUGGAGAUGGUGGGCUUUCUCCCCGCCACCAAGAAGCAAAUAUUCUCAGUACUGUCGGCCAUCUUGUAUCUGGGCAAUGUGACGUACCAGCGCAAGGCUAACGGUCGAGACGAGGGUCUGGACGUGGGUCCUCCAGAGGUCCUCAGCACCCUGUCUGACCUUCUGAAGGUUAAGGAAGAGCUGCUGGUGGAGGCUCUCACGAAAAGGAAAACGGUGACGGUCAAUGACAAGCUAAUCCUCCCUUACAGCCACAGCGAGGCCAUCACAGCGCGGGACUCUAUGGCCAAAUCUCUGUACAGUGCCUUGUUUGACUGGAUCGUCCUGCGCAUUAAUCAUGCACUGCUUAACAAGAAAGACAUGGAGGAAUCCGUACCGUGCCUUUCAAUCGGCGUGCUGGACAUCUUCGGCUUCGAGGAUUUCCCCAACAACAGCUUUGAGCAGUUCUGCAUCAAUUACGCCAAUGAGCAGCUUCAGUAUUACUUCAACCAGCACAUCUUCAAACUUGAGCAGGAGGAGUACCAGGCGGAGGGCAUCACCUGGCACAACAUCGACUACACGGAUAACGUGGGCUGCAUCCACCUCAUCAGCAAGAAGCCCACGGGCCUCCUGCAGCUACUGGACGAGGAGAGCAACUUUCCUCAUGCCACUGAUAAAACCCUGCUGGCCAAGUUCAAGCAGCAGCACCAGAGCAACAAGUACUUUGUGGCCACACCUGUGAUGGAGCCAGCAUUCGUCAUUCGCCACUUCGCCGGGAAUGUCAAAUACCAGAUCAAGGACUUCAGGGAGAAGAACACGGACCACAUGCGGCCGGACAUAGUGGCUCUGCUGCGCAGUAGCGACCGGGCGUACGUGCGGCAGCUGAUUGGCAUGGACCCCAUCGCCAUGUUCCGCUGGGGCAUCCUCCGCGCCACAAUCCGCGGCCUGGCCGCCUUCAACGAAGCGGGCAGACGCUGGGCAGCUAAGACAGCGGGUGUGGCCAGACCCUCUUCGAGGACGCCCCUUGGGGAGCUCCAGAGGGCCAACACGCCUGUGGAAAGGAUGUACCGCCGUACCUCAAUGCUCGAAUUCUCCUUUGAUCACUCAGAGGAGCGCCCCCUAGAGGCCUUUGAGGACAUCUUUGCUAGCUAUGAGAGUAAAAAGGACAUGCAUGCCCAAAUCAUCAGCUCCAUUAAGGACUUGCAGUUGGACGGUGAGGACCCUCGCAAGCUCCUGCAGUCCUGGGGGCGCCUGCGGUUCCCGCGACACGUCCUCCAGAAAAAUAAGAACGCCAAACAGAAGCAACUCAUUCCUAAGGUACUGUUAGAUUCACGCUCACUGAAGUUCAUAGUGAGCCUCACGCUGCACGAUCGGACCACCAAGUCUCUGAUGCACCUGCACAAAAAGAAGAAGCCACCCAGUAUCAGCGCCCAGUUCCAGACCUCCUGCACCAAGCUACUGGAGACGCUGGGAAGGGCUGAGCCUUUCUUUAUUCGCUGCAUCCGAUCCAAUGCUGAAAAGAGGGAGAUGUGCCUGGAUGAGUCCCUGGUGCUACAGCAGCUGCGGUACACGGGCAUGCUGGAGACGGUCCGCAUUCGCAGGUCUGGAUACGGGGCCAAGUACACUUUUCAGGAAUUUUUGGAGCAUUUUCGCGUUCUGCUGCCCAGGACGGCCACUGCGUGCCAGGAAGACAUCGCGGCUCUCCUGCAGAAGAUGGGACUGGACAACACUACCUAUCAGAUUGGCAAAACCAAGGUGUUUCUGAAGGAGCUGGAGCGUCAGCUGCUGCAGGACACGCUGCACAAGGAGGUGAUGCGCAAGAUCAUCUUCCUCCAGCGCUGGUUCCGGUCCAAGCUGGAGAGACGGCACUUUCAGCAGAUGAGGCAGGCCACACAACUCCUGCAGAAAUGGUGGAGGCGGCAUCGGGAGAAGCGCUGUCGUGCUGCCAUCCUCCUGCAAUCCCACUGGAGGGGCUGCCGGCAGCGUGCGGAGUACCAGCGGCAGUGGAGCGCCAUCCAGAGGAUGCAGUCACUGGUGCGGGGAAACUCUGCACGACGAAGAUACCAAACGUUAAAGGAAGAGAAAAGGAAGAGGGAAGAGGAGGAGGUGAGAAGACGGGAGGAGGAAGAGGCAAGAAGACGAGAAGAAGAGGAAGCCAGGAGAAGGGCGGAGGAAGAGGAGGCGAGGAGGAGGGAAGAAGAGGAAGCGAGGAGAAUACAGGAGGAAGAAGAAGAGGCUAAGAGAAAAGAGGAGGAAGACGCAAAGAGAAGGGUGGAGGAGGAGGCGGAGGCCAAGAGAAUAGAGGAAACGACACGGUUAGCAGCUGAAGCAGAGAGGGCGAGGCGAGAGGAAGAAGAGGCAGCCAGGAGCUCAAAAGAGGAAGAGGAAGACAAACCCGUAUUGAAGAAGGAGCAGCAGGCUGCUCCACAGUCCCCAGAAGCCGUAGCACCAGAGAGGCCUCCUGACAAGUCCACCAAUGAGGAGAAGAAGCCAGGCGACGCCAUCCAAUCAAAACCAGCGGUACAAGCAUCAAGCGCAGAGGAGUCUAAGGGCAAAGAGACCAAGGGCGAGGGCAGGCCCCUCAUCCAAGAGUCCUCUGAGGAACGGAAAGCCCCUGGUGACCCCCAUGCUCCUGCUAAAAACGGUACACGGGUUGAGGCGGUGCCUGAGCCCGAGUUGAAUGCCACCGCACAGCCCCAAGACAACGACGAUGACAAAGCUACCCCAGCUUUGACUAUUGAUCACAAAGAGGCCAACAAGGCAGUGCCUGCUGCUCCGGGAAAGAAGCAGGAGCCUGUAGCGCCACAACCAGCCGCUGCCUCAGGCUCAGGCUCAGCCUCAGCCAAGACGUCCAAAGCGGCUCCCCCCCAGCAGCAGCAGGCUGGCAAGGCCCAGGUGUCACGCAACCAGGAGAAGAGGGAGCUGAGGCGGCAGCGGGGCCUGGAGCACAGCCAGAGGGAGCUCCAGAGGGCAGCCUCGGCCUCCAAGGACGACCCCUCCCCCAGGCUCAAACACCAGGACAGCACGGGGGACACGGGGAAGCCCAAGGAGACUCCUGCCAUUACAGGGGACGGGAAACCCAAGGAGCUUCCUCCCAAUGUCGGGGAUACUAAGCCCAAGGACUCGCCUCCGAGUCCAGGGGACGCUAAGCCCAAGGAGCCUCCUCCAGAGAACAAAGAGCUGGACCAGUACCAGUUUGUGGCCUGGAAGGACAAAGGGAAGGCUAAGGAGGCCAAGAUCUCGUCUCCUGCCCUGGUGAGACCCUCCACGCUGUCCUUGGACAUCCCUGGAUCCAGGGUGCAACGCAACGGCCACAACGAGGCUCCCGUGUCCCCGCCGGGAGGGGGGUCAGCGAGCCUACCCGGCCACUCCAAGAGGGGUGGUGAGCAGGACAGGAGGAAGGGCAAGAGGGACACGUCAGAGAGCACCUCCCCGGAAACACAGAUCCCUAAGAGCAGGAAGAUCAACGCAAUGCGAGCUCAGGAAAGGGAUAUCUCGUUAUCGCUUGAUGACCUGUCCAGCUACGGCUCCCCUACUACAGAAGGUCCUGUAAGCAGACUGGGGAGGGUACGUUACCACCGCAAGCAGCGCAAGCGCCGGCUAGGCUUUGCACGCGGCUGCUUGGCCGUAAAAAGUGCUGAAAUGGAAGAUAUGGAGUACUGGAACUUUCCCUUGCCCCCUAUGAGUCCUCUGCCGACCCCCAGUCCAACGAGUCCAAAGAGCACCAGCCCAAAGCCCACCAGUCCCAAGAGCCCAAAGAGCCCCAAGAUUCCAAAGAGCCCAAAGACACUGCAGGUUCAGAGGCAGUCCAGCAUGGACUCGGCUGGAGAUGGGGCCAAAUCCAGGAAGUCGCCAGAGUCCACAGGCCCACCGGACAUGACGCAUCUACCACCCUCCACACCAGAGAGAUCUGGGUUCCUGAGGAAGAUCCUGAAGAAGCGAGAGAAAGCUCAGACGCCAGAAGAUGGGGACCUCACCAUGGCUCAGACUCUGACUGAACGCUCUGCCGAAGUUGCCCACCCCCCUCACUCCUCCCGCUCGCACUACCACCACCACCACCACCACCACCAGGCUGAGGCGGCGCCAGGCGGACGGGCUGUGGGCCGCAACCCCACCAUCAAGAUCAGCCGCGCCACGCGCGUGUCCGAGCAGUGGAACGCCUCGCUGGACCGCGAGAUCACCAACGCCAACGAGCUACGCCACUUGGACGAGUUCCUGGGCAAUCAGGUGAAUGACCUACGCUCCAGAGGUAAGCAGCUGUCUGCCACCGAAGACAUCUUCAUCACAGCCACCAGGGAGUUCAGAGAGACCAUCAAGAGCAUGUACUCCCUCUCCAAGCCCCACAUCGGCUACAAGCAGCUGAUGAAGAACUACCAGAUGAAGGUGAUGGCGCUGGCUGGGGAGAAGCAGAAGGCCGAGGUGCAGCUGGUGGUCAACCUCUUCCAGUCCGUACUGGAUGGCUUCAUACGCGGAGAGAUCAAGAAGGAGGAGGCAGAGCCCGCUAAGCCCACUAAAACACGGAAGAAGAGACGGAAAAAGGAUAAAAGUAUGGAGAGUCCACUGGACCACAUGUUUGCCACCUACCAGGUGAACAUAGUGCAGUCGUGUGACCAGUGCACCUCAUAUAUCUGGGGAAUGGAGAAGGCCUGCAUGUGUAGCUACUGCAAAAUGGUUUGCCACAAGAAGUGCCUAAGCAAAAUCACCACUGACUGCUCCUCAUUCUGUGCCAAGAAGAACGACGACGAGUUGGGUCAGCACAACUUCGGGGUGCGCGUGGGCCACCUGACCAACGACAAGACGCCGGUGCCAGUGGUGCUAGAGAUCAUGCUGGAGCACGUGGAGAUGAACGGCCUCUACACCGAGGGCAUCUACAGGAAGUCGGGCUCGGCCAACCGUAUGAAGGAGCUCUACCAGAAGAUGGAGUCAGACCCUACCAGUGUGUGCCUUGAUGACUACUCCACCCACAUUGUGACGGGCCUGAUCAAGCAGUGGCUCCGCGAGCUGCCUGACCCUCUCAUGACCUUCACCUACUACAACCACUUCCUCCGCGCCGUAGAGCUUCCUGAGAAGCAGGAGCAGCUGCAGGCCAUCUACAGAGUGCUGGACCAGCUCCCCAUGCCCCACUUCAGCACGCUGGAGAGGCUCAUCUUCCACCUCGUCAGGGUGUCCAAAGAGGAGGUGCAUAACCGCAUGACUCCCAACUCCCUGGCCAUCGUGUUCGCCCCCUGCAUCCUGCGCUGCCCCGACACCGCUGACCCCCUCAUGAGCAUGAAGGACGUUGCCAAGACAACCACGUGCGUGGAGAUGCUCAUUCAUGAGCAGAUCAGGCGCUACAACGAGAAAAUGGACGAGAUCGAGCAGCUGGAAUACGCUGAGAAUCUAGCCGUCAAUCAGCUCAAGCUGAAGAGAAACAACACGACGUGGCGGUUGCCUCUCAGAUACACCUCUCCCGUGGUGAGAGGCCCGAUAAGGGAGAAGGCGUCCCUGUCGGACCUGUGCGUGGUGCCUGAGAAUGAGCCCAUCGACUCGGACACGGAGGCCGAGAGGAGCCUGGUGGAGCGGAUCAAGUCCAUCAAGCAGGAGAAAGAUGACCUGGCCUGCAGGCUGCCUGAGCUGGACCAGCCGGGUUCGGACCAGGAGAACCUGGACUCGGAGGCCUCGCUCAGCUCCGAGAGUCUCCUGGACGUGCGCUCAGGCACCCCCACCUUUACCGCCUGCCCCCCCUCCAACACCACUAACGCUGCCCCCUCUACCCUGGCCACCACCGCAGCCCCCAACCCCUCCUCAUCCUCCUCCUCCUCCACCACCACCACUGUUCCUGAGACGGAAGGUGGGAGUGCUGCAGUAACGGUGCGUAAACCUCGCCCCCUAUGCCCCCCCAAACCCACAGACGUGGCCCAGCACCAUCAGCAGCAGCGCCCCAAGUCCUUUGUGGCCGAGGGCUCCUGGCUAAGUGCCGUGCGGCAGCAGAUCCAGCGCCGCAAUCCCAUCAUCCCCGGCACGGUGCGCCUGCCUCACGGCAUAUCCUCCUCCACGGCCAGCGUCGCCGCCGGGUCCGGGCCGGUGUCGCGCCACGCCCGCUUCCUCACGGUGGUGCAGCGGCGCGAGCACCCGGGCCGCCGCAAAGACAGCAUCCAGUCGCUCUACAUCGCCCCCGGCAGCGAGCUGGGCACCUCGCCACCCUCCUCCUCCUCCGCAUCCCUCCCCUCCCCCACCAACACGGCCACAGGCGGCAAGGCCCAGAGGCGCUUCUCAGACCCAGACAUCCCCUACAUAGACGACUAUUCCCCCGCAGGAGAGCCACACAGCUGAAGAGAAAACAGUACCCCCUCACUGAACCGAACUGAACAGUAGUUGGACCCUCUUGUCUUCUCCUCCUCUCCUUUCCUCCUCCCAUCUCCUCCCCUGUCUUCUCUCCUCUCCUUUCCUCCUUUCAGCUCCUCUCCUGUCUUCUCUCCUCUCCUUUCCUCCUUUCCUCCUCUCAGCUCCUCUUCUCAUCUCCUCUCCUGUCUCCUGUCCUCUCAUCUCCUUUCCUGCCGUCUCUUCUCUUUUCUCCUCUCCCGUCUCGUCCUCUCCUCUCCUCCCCUCCUCUCCCCUCCUCUGCUCUCUCCUCUCCCCUGCUCUCCUCUGCUCUCUCCUCUCCCCUGCUCUCCUCUGCUCUCCUCUGCUCUCUCCUCUCCUCUCCUGCUCUCCUCCUCUCCUCUCCUGUCUAGGUAUUACUCAUGGGUGUGUUGCUCUGGUCCCAGUUCUCUCAGACUCUGAAUGUGGCUCCUCAGCUCUCCCAAUGCUGCGCCUCUGGGAUACACCAGCUACACUCAGUUCACGAGCAGCCGAGGAAUGAAUGCUAUACCAUUAUGUGUAUUUCAUUAUUUUUAUUUUCAUUUUUAUUUUUUAUUAUUUUAAGUUUCUCACCAAGCACUUUUUUAAUGCUGUUAAUAUAUUGUUGUUGAUUUUUUGUUUGUUGUAAUUCUUUAAGGACCAUUAUUGAUGGGCUUACAGUACAUUACAGGCACAGAGACUAUGGAUGAGACCUGAGCUGUACAGUAAUACUUGUAGAGGUGGCAGCGUAUUGUCACGUGUCAGGACAAGUGCACCUUUUCUCACCUCCUGGUUAUGAUCUGGACAUGGUUAUCGGAGAAAGCAAACUCAACUCAACUCUGCAGAAUUACUCAGCUGUGCCUUCAUCAGUGUCUUUGUACAAACAUUCUCUCUGUAAACAUCCUCUCCUUAAAGCAUUUAUUAGUCAUGAAUGAAUGAGUGGAUGGAUCUUUUUAUGGCUGUGAUGUGUGUGUUCUUUUAUGUAGGAGGGAUGGGGGGUGAAGUGUAUGUACAACUCUAGUCAUGUCCAGUCCAGUGCAGGGGGGUAUAGUAUACUAAGAAGGUGGUAAAGUGGUAAACCAGGUUAAGUUAACCUUGUGAUAGAGGUCAUCAUCUAAUAGAAGAGCCCAGAAUCCUCAUUUUCCUAAGUAAGUGAUGCCUGCAGGUAUAUCUAUUAGCAGGUUUACCACCUCCUAUAGGUUAACUGUCUGGUUUAUCAUGUUCUUAGUAUACACCUUUGGACCAAACACUCAUUGGGGAAGAGAUGAUGGAACAGGUCUGGAUAAUGAGACAUUUUAUUAUGCUCUUCAUCAACUACCCUAUGAUCCUGCCUGCUCCCCACACGGACAGAAACACAAAUACACAUGCACCCAAGAGGACAGACACACACACACACACACACACACACACACACACACACACACACACACACACACACACACACACACACACACACACACACACACACACACACACACACACACACACACACACACACACACACACACACACGCACGCACGCACGCAUAGCCGCAGACAGAAUCACAGUGCGAACAUUCAUCGUCAAUGUUGGGAUUGUUCAGUUCCACUGCUAUCUGCUAACAAAGGGAAUAUGGGAGCUGCACAAGCCACUUUGUCUAAGACAGUCAACAAAGCAGUUCACCCUACCAGGAGUUUUUUUUGUCCAGUUUUACGUCUAUGUUUUUUGUUUUUGUUUUGUUUUCUUUUCUUUUUCCCAAAAAUACAAAACAAAAUCCAUUUUUCCUCUAAGUCCUUCAUCAUGUUGCUCUUCUUGUUCUCUGUGGACUGAUGGACACUCUUCAGUGACAUGGGAUUUUUUAUUAUUGUUGUUGUUAUUAUUGAACACGGACAAUAUUGAAGGAUUUAAAACCUUCUGCUUGACGAUAGCCAUGGUGUUUUUUUAAAUACUAAUGUCAUUAAAACUGCUGAUGGACAGAGCUUGUGCUGUACCGAAUGAAUGCUGGUCUAGUGUUGAUACAUACGUGGAUGUGUUCAUCGUGGAUUCUAAAAGAAAAAGAGCGUGCAGUGCAGACCAUUCGUUUUUGUCAUUAGUCAUGUCUUUUUUUUUUGGCGUGUUAAGACUAUGGAAAAAUGAUUAACUCUUUUUUUAUUUUCUUACAAUGCAAUUUGUACUGGCUGCAGGUUUGAAUGUCAAGUGUUUGUGUAUAUAUUUAUUGUAGUCAUCACCCCUCUCGCAGUUGCUCUGCAAAUGCCUACAAAAGCAUACAGCUUAUGCUCCCCUUGGACCGACGUGUCAAUAUAUAAUACAUUUUCAGAACA
This is a messenger RNA of Engraulis encrasicolus (European anchovy), 11405 nucleotides long. It is a transcript of the gene myo9bl, whose product is annotated as myosin IXb-like. The transcript has 45 exons. Gene Ontology annotation, cellular component: actin filament; ruffle; lamellipodium. Gene Ontology annotation, biological process: actin filament-based movement; intracellular signal transduction; lamellipodium morphogenesis. NCBI's taxonomy places the organism in Eukaryota, Metazoa, Chordata, Actinopteri, Clupeiformes, Engraulidae. The coding region runs from base 1635 to 9098 and encodes 2487 amino acids. The record is from RefSeq and is a predicted model, not a curated record. Gene Ontology annotation, molecular function: ATP binding; ATP hydrolysis activity; GTPase activator activity.